UGCUGUUCUUGGUGCUAGAGCUAUGCCAUAAAACAUGAGAAGUAUUUGCAAAGAGAGAAUAUGCAGAACGCCUUUAUGCUUCCAAUGGAUUAAUAAGAGCUGGACUUUAGAGAGGUUCCGGUUCUGUGGUGACUUGGACUGUCCUGACUGGGUCUUGGCAGAAAUCAGUACUUUGGCCAAAAUAUCCUCAGUGAAACUUAAGCUGAUCUGCGCCCAGGUGCUGAAGGAUCUGCUUGGGGAAGGGAUUGAUUAUGAAAAGAUUUUAAAGCUAACAUCGGAUGCUAAGUUUGAAUCUGGGGAUGUGAAGGCUACCAUUGCUGUUCUCAGCUUCAUCCUUUCCAAUGCCGCGAAACACAAUGUGGACUGCGAGUCUCUCUCCAGUGAGCUUCAGCAAUUGGGGUUGCCUAAAGAACAUGCCACAGGCCUGUGCCGGUCUUACGAGGAGAAACAGAGCCUCCUGCAGGACAGCCUUCGGGGGUGCAGCCUGAGAUUGAACCGCUUGGAUUCUGUCUCCUGGAGAGUGGACUACACACUGAGCUCAAGUGAGCUCCAGCAGGUCAACAAGCCUGUCGUUCAUCUCAAGCUAAAUGUGAAAGAUGUUGACAGAGGGGUCCUGGAGCCCGUUGCCAUGACACUAUCGGCAGAGAAGUUCCGUGUGUUGCUUGCAGAACUGAAGCAGGCCCAGGCCAUCAUGAAAAUGCUCGACUGAGACGCCUCCAGGAUGGACAGUGUUGUGGCUGGAAUGAGUUUUAUUUUGUCGCAGGCCAAGAAAUCUCCGUGGCUACUUCAGAGAGAAUCCUUGUGUCCAGCAAGUUUUUUCCCAAUGGCUGUAACCAAGGAGGUCAUUACUGAAAUCCAUUCCUUUCUUCUGGCUUACUGUGUUCAAAACCAAAGGCUGUCCUUGUUGUUGGUGGUACAGCACUCUGGCCUUAUCUAUACGUGCAGCAGAAUGGGAUGGUAGAAUAGACUGUACCAUUUUUGAGUAUACGUAUGUGUGGGGGGUCCAUUUUUGAAAAACAUUGCUUUAUAUUAAAAACUCUUAACAGUCAGAAAAUGUGUAUAGCAUGGAGUGGGCUGAAAUAAAACCUUUUCUCUCUAAUGUGCUAGGUCUUUUCCCGCCUAUUAGAAGAUUUGUAUACAGAAGAGAGUUCAAAGUGGGCAUUCUCCCAACUUCACAGUCAAAGUGGUACAGUCUACUCUGUUGUGAUUUUUCCUCCUCACUCUGCUGCCUCAUUUGGCUCCUGGUUUAACCAUCUGUUUCAAUUAAAAUCCUCCUUGUCAGUGCCCAGUCCCCUUCUGCAUCUUUCCCCGAAGUCAGAGCUGCCCAAAAUGUGGUCCCAUUGCUGCUGCUGCUCCCCUUUCCUUGGAUUGGUCCAUCAGCAUUGCUGAGCCAGUAUCAACUCCUAUCUCUGCUUUGGCUACCAGGAGUUCCCACCUUGGGGCUGUUUCUUCCAAAUCGCACUAACCCAGGAUGAAACUCCUGUGGUUCCACAGCCCCAAUGCCACCCUGGAACCAGAACAAGCAGAAACACAAAUGUGGCAUCCUCACACAUGUUACCUGCUCCAAAAGGUAUCUCUUGAUGUGCAUUGAAGUUGCCUGGAUUUUUCACGAAUGAACCCCAGAAGUAGAAUGCUUUUGCCAUGGUUUGAGUUGCACUUUGUCAUGUCAUGAGCAUAGAAACUCUGAGACGCCAAGAUUUUCUUGCAUUAAUCUGCGUGGUGCCAUAAGAACUUUAUAUGUAUCAAGACGGCUCUUGCCUCAUUCUCUCUGGGGAGAGGCGGCCUUGUUAAUCUCCCCCUGCCCUUUUUGCAGAAGUAGGGAAGCUCCAGAUCACAGCUAUUUCUUGUCUGUUUGCGUUGACCUUCCCCUAAUGCAGGGAUGGGGAACCUGUGGCCCUCCAGAUGUUGUGGGACUACAGCUCCCAUCAUUCAUGACUGCUGGCUGUGACCCUUGGGAGUUUGAGUCCAACAACACCCAGAGGGUCACGGGCUCUUUAUGCCUGCCUUAGAACUUUCUUCCUCAAACAGAGGAAGGCUGCUCUGUUAUUUCCAUUUACCAGUGAGCCAUCUAUGUUUGAGGUGUGGAAGGGCGAAAUAGCCUGUCAUUCUCUUCCUCCCAAGCCCUUGAUUCUUUUCCUGCAAUGGAUGUGGGAGGUGUGGGAAAGGUGUGUAUCUCCAAAUAUCUCCAUGUGUUUGAAGCUCAGCAUCUUAAAACCUCAGCGGUUGUACCAUUUCCAUAUUUUGCAGAACAGGAGAAAAUUAAAUCUCACUGUAGCAAGA
Messenger RNA from Rhineura floridana, 2280 nucleotides. It is a transcript of the gene COMMD4, whose product is annotated as COMM domain containing 4. NCBI's taxonomy places the organism in Eukaryota, Metazoa, Chordata, Lepidosauria, Squamata, Rhineuridae. The record is from RefSeq and is a predicted model, not a curated record. The transcript has 8 exons. The coding region runs from base 35 to 709 and encodes 224 amino acids.